Rhododendron vialii is the source of this 2387-nucleotide messenger RNA. Its product is annotated as protein IQ-DOMAIN 19-like. Bases 612 to 2210 code for a protein of 532 amino acids. NCBI's taxonomy places the organism in Eukaryota, Viridiplantae, Streptophyta, Magnoliopsida, Ericales, Ericaceae. The record is from RefSeq and is a predicted model, not a curated record. Gene Ontology annotation, molecular function: protein binding. The transcript has 4 exons.
UCGUAGUUGUAUCCAUAUCCUAUUUUAAAAGUCGUUCCGUUUUCCAAAAAAAUAAAAUACUGUCACAUACAACCUUGCAUAAUUUUUUGACUAUUUUUUUGUACCAAACAAUUUCGGGCAAAAAGAACAAUUUUUUGCCAAUUGACCUAUCUGUAUUAUAUUAUAUUCAUAUCUCGUAUGCUUGUCAUGUCCGUGUGAGUGAUGCAGAGUUACCCCUGUUUACAAGGAUAAAAUGUGCACAUAGGAAUCACCUCAUUGAGGGAAGGAAACCAUUUAACUUGUGGCAACUGGCACUGGCACUGGCUUUAAACAGGGUGAAGGCCUUCCAAGUUUCGUUCUUACCUAAACAAUAACAUAAAUACCCAAAUUACCACAUCAUAUAUUCAUAUUUGAUUGUUUACGUCACAGAGAAGACAAAUCAAAACAUUACAAAUCAGAUCAAAUAACAAAUCAAUAGUUGAAAGCUACUCAGAGAGAGAGAUUCUCGAGAAGAGAAAUUUUUGCGUAGCGGGUGGGUACCACGUGGCUGUGCCCACCUGGUACCCGUAUAUAUUAGACGUUGCUCUCUCUCAGUGUGUGUGUGUGUGUGUUUCUAUGUAUUUUUGAAAGAGAUGGGGAAAGCAGGAAACUGGUUUACAAACUGUUGGGGAGGGAAGAAAAACAAGAAGGAAAAAACAAGCAAUCGGGCGUAUUCGUUUACUGAUUCUGAAAUUUUCAUCAGAAGUGCUUCCGACCUUACCCCGCCGCCGGAGAUUCCGAAGGAGAAACGGGCACGGAGCUUCCGGAGAUCGCCACCCAGGGUCCCCGCCCUUCGCCCGGCGGAUCAUGCUGUGCUGGAGUCUUGGGUUGAGCAGAAGCAAGCGGUGGCGGUGGCGGUAGCGGUGGCGGCGGCCACUGCCAAGCUUGCUGGGGCGGCCGCCAAUAGGAAAGGUUGUGCUGUCGAGGAGGCGGCUGCUGUCAUGAUCCAAUCUGCUUUUCGUUCUUAUUUGGCAAGAAAAGCAUUAAGGGCCUUGAAAGGGCUGGUGAAGGUGCAGGCAUUGGUGAGGGGUUAUUUAGUGAGGAGAAGUACCACGGCAACCCUCCGGUGCAUGCAGUCACUGGCAACGGCCCAAGCCAGGGCACGGGCUCAGAGGAUGAGAAUGGCCGAUGAAUCAAACUCCAAUUAUCGGACACCGUCCAACCACAGGAAAUCCUUGGAUAGGAGGUCAAGACCCUUGAGUUAUCAAGAAAUAGACUGGCCCAUCGAUGAAAACAUCAGGAUUGUGGAAAUGGAUGUUGGGGAAUCAAAGCGAAGCACAAACAGCAGAAGGAGCUUCUCAGGCCACCCUCAAACACCCCAAACAAAUCACCGAGGCUCGAUGCAUUCCGUCCCGAAUCGCGCUUACUCGAAGCAAGAACUCCGAGACUUGUCCCUAAAACCAUCGGCACUCAUAGACGUCUCCAGCCCGAGAGCCCGAAGCAUGCGUUUCGAUGACUAUUACUUUGACACGGCACAAAGCAGCUCUCGACAAAGCAGCCCUCGGUACUCGUACUCGUCCGCGGCGUCCAUGUCCGACCACCCCUCGCACGCCCAAACACAUCACCGAGCCGUCCCAAGCCGCGCUUACUCGAAGCAAGAACGCCAAGACUUAUCCCUGCUACAACCACCGGCACUCGUGGACUCUAGCCCGAGAGCCGAGAGCGGGCGUUUCGUUGACUACUACUUGGACACGGCCCAGAGCAGCACUCGUGCCUCAUCCACGACGUCCAAACCCGAGUACCCCUCGUACGACUACGACAUGAUGGCUCCAGCUUACAUGGAGAAUACGGAACCCUCUAAGGCAAAAUUGGAGCGGUCGCGAAGUGGGCGUGAGAAUACGGAACCCUCUAAGGCGAAAUUGGAGCGGUCGCGAAGCGGGCUUGAGGAUACGGAACCCUCUAAGGCAAAAUUGGAGCGGUCGCGAAGUGGGCGUGAGACUACGGAACCCUCUAAGCCUAAGGCGAAAUUGGAGCGGUCGCGAAGUGCACCUAAGACGGGAGCCGAUUCGAUUGCGGGGAUGUCGAGUAGGAAGAAGGCCCCGCAGGCUGGGACGAGACCGGAUUCGAAUGCGGACCCGUGGCUGGCCAAGCUUGCUCGGGCGAGUGCUUCGGGUAAAGAGAGGGACCAUGGAUCUUCUGGUACCGGUCAUACGAAUACCGUCUAUGGCAGAUCUCGCAGUACAUGGAAAUAGGUACUGAAAAGUACUUUCCCAACUAGCAUUAUGGCUGGAUAUUGCAAACCCCCCCUGCUAGAGACGAUAUUAUUGAGAGAUAACCGAUUUGAGCUUGGCGCAGAGGAGAACGUCUGAAAAGAGUAGGCUAUCGGCAAUGUUCAUUUUGUUUAUCGAAACAGAAAAAGAAAAGAGUCC